UCGGGCAACGGCGGCUGCUUUAAAUUCUGGCCCCGAUGCCGGUAUUGAAGUUUUGAGAGUUAAUAGAAACGAUUGUGUUUAUUCGGUGUAAAACUUAGUACCUUUUGAUGUUUUCGCCUACCAUCCUGCUUCUGGAUGAACUGAAUAAUGACGACAAAGCAGCUGGCUGAGCAGCUUGGCUUAAUAAGAAGACGCUCAUCAGUUUCUGUUAAAGGCAACGAAAAACCUAAAUUGAAUCAGUAUUUCUCAUACCUAAUUAUUAUUGAUUUUGAGUCCACCUGCUGGAAAAAUGGCAAGUCUCAUUAUCAUCCAGAAAUAAUUGAAUUUCCUGCAGUAUUGCUCAACACUUCCAGUGGAGAGAUUGAGGUUGAGUUUCACACUUACGUUCAACCUCAGGAACAUCCAAUCCUGUCAGCGUUUUGUACAGAUUUAACUGGAAUUAAGCAGUGUCAGGUUGAAGCUGGAGUUCCCCUAGCAAUAUGCCUUUCACAGUUUUCCCGUUGGAUUCAGAAACUGCAGCAGGAGAAGAACAUUGAUUUUGUGAAGGGGGGACCUCAGCUGUGCACUCCUGACUCAAAAACCUGCACUUUCGUAACUUGGUCAGAUUGGGAUCUGGGAGUGUGCCUGCACUAUGAAUGUAAAAGGAAACAACUCAGAAAACCGAGUGUUUUGAACAGCUGGAUUGAUCUCCGAGCAACUUACAAGUUGUUUUAUAACCGGAAGCCAAAGGGUUUAAAUGGAGCUUUGCAAGACCUGGGCAUUGUCUUUUCAGGACGUGAACACUCUGGCUUGGAUGAUGCCCGCAACACUGCUCGUCUUGCUUGGCGAAUGAUCUGUGAUGGCUGUACCAUGAAAAUCACUAAAUCGUUGGACAGGGUUGCCCCCAUGAGAAAUUUAAUCGCAAGAUUACCAACUGUAAACCCUGUUCCAGGAGGCAAAACCUCUCAAGCAACUCCCUUUUCUGAAGACCCAGACAACGGGCGUAGAGUUAGCUUGUUUCCUGAAAAUGAUACUCUUAACAAAAGGACGGCUGAAAUCAAGCAUGUGGUUGCACACCAUGAACGUAAAGUCACAAUUAAUCAACAUAAACCAGUUUUGCCAACUUUGACUAAAACUGGUCGGCAACAUAUGGGGACCAUUGAUUGUAGAAAUGGAAACAAUGGAAAUGCUCAUUAUCAGAAUUUAAUAUCCCCCAGGACUCUAAUCAAUGGGCUUUCUACUUCUAUUGAUCAUAGUAAAGAACAGAAACUUCAAGUUAAUGUUAAAAAUAUUGCCAUGAGCGCUGAAGAAACUAAACCCAAUGGGAGUGUAUGCAAUCUGUUGCUUGUAUCUACCACUGUUGACUCAGUCACCAGUACUUCUAAUCUGAAUGUUAGUUGCUCAGAGUCUGGCAGCCCCUGGGAAUAUUGGGAAGAUUCUGCCAUGUUACCUCUGUCAGGUAAUGAUCAAUCAAUAGGCUACAGAGACGAAGGAGAAGACGGUAAAGAAUUAGGUUUGGUUGAAGGGGAGUACAUAACAGAAGACUGUUCAGUUUUAGAUUCACCACAAAGCAGGAAGGAUUACGCACUGACAGAAGACAAAAAGCAUCAGGAAGAGGUACAGAGGAAUCUGCAAACAAUAUAUAAUGUAGCUGAAGUUAUGAGGCAAGCAAAAGAUCAGCCCAUCUUUAAAGUACCCAAGGUGAACGUUUCCAGUGUCCUGUCCAGCCAUUUCAAUGUAAGCACUGAGUCUUCAGCAACUUCUCUUUUGUCCUUUCGAUCAAAUAACCAUUUACCUGUUGGUAUUAAAAGAAAAGAAAUGCAGUCGAGUCCCUUCAAAGCACCCAUUUCUAAGAAGCAGUCAUUCACUAUAUAUUCAGACAAAAACUCAUCACCUAAUUGUUCCUUACCCGCAGUCGUAAAAACAGAUUCGAGAGUUAUUCCUUCAGCAUACCAUUCAUACCCAGCACAGUGUAAAUUAAUUGGUAAGAAAAUUACCCCUCCGCUGUGUGGAUGUGGUCGCAGAGCUAAGCGACUUACUGUGUCAAAAGCAGGACCAAACCAUGGGAAAGCUUUCUACUCCUGUGCAAUGGGGAAAAGAAAUCCUGACAAUAGCAAGGGCUGUGGGUACUUUAAGUGGGAAUGGGCAUUGAAGAAAGAGAAAGCUUCUUCAGUUUCAUUUGCAAAUAAUUUUAGUGCAGGUUCAUCUGGAGCCUUUCCUUCUUCCCAAAGGAAACAUCUAGGCCUCCGAUUUUCUUUCCGGAAUUGACAACGUGUCUGGAUUUAUUUGUAUUUAAUGUAGUUUAUAAAGCAACAAAUUAUUCAGUAUUUCAGAGAAGUUGAAGUAGAAUAGUGUGCUAUAAUAUUUUUGAAGAGUGCUUAACUUUCUUGAUUAGGCUUCUUUUCCUUCUGUAUACAAGUUUUAAGCAUUCAUGUACAGAAUCUUUGUAGAAGAUUUCCAUCAAGUUUCUUUUGGAUGUAGUUUUGGAUCUGGUGCUAAGAUUUAUUCCAUGAGCACUAGUUUUGCAUUGAUCUGCAAAGGUGAUCUGCAGGGAAAAGGUAAUAGGUUUGGAGUGGGAUGGAAAUUGUGAUUGGGCCCAGCACUCUCAUGGUUAAUAUGUUUAUACUGUUAGUGUGUGUCUAUAUAAUCUCCUCACUUAAUUUACUCUUAUCACCUUUUCAACAAUUUUUAGCAUCUUACUACUCUACAACUAAAGAUAUUACUGAAAAGUUAGUUUCAAUCAUGAAUCACUAGUGAUUUUUUAAAGUCAACAGUAUAUGGAGAAGCAUCAUUGUAAACAUUUUUGAAAUUCUGUUUUGUGUUUUAUUGGUUGAAUAAUGUUCCUAAUGGGGAAGUGGCUUUGGAAAUCAAAAUGCUUGUGCAAACACAUUGUGGCUUAUACUUCCAACUUGAUGACCAAGUCCUUGCUCGUUGUUUAGCUAAAUAUCAGCUUUCUUUAAAAAGGAAAAUAUUAUUCAACAAUGUGUCUAGUUCCAUGAUUGUCUCACUUAACUGUUUUAAAAUGUUUUAAUUAUAUUUUUAUACUCUUAUUUUUAAGUUCCUUAUAAAGUAACUGCGUUGUAAAAAUGUCAAGUACUUGGGGAUGUUAGGGCAUGAGAUGCUUUGUAAGUGCAUCUAUAAUAAAGGACUUCUCAAUUACAUAGGUACCUUUAGUGAAAGUUUUUAGAUGAGUUUGUUUCACAAGUGAAGAGCUGUAGAGCUCUGCUCAUAUGUGGGAAUGCAGACUUGGCUGAAUCGACAAGGGUAGCAUGUUGCUUAAUGUACAGACUCCCGAAACCACAGAGAGAGAAUUGGGCAUGCAACUUCAUGGAGUUGGUCAUUUAUUCAGCUGGAUAGUGAUGUUAUAUGUCUGACUGCCUUUAAAAGAGGGUCUUCUUGGUCAGAAAAUUAGAAAUUUUAAAAAGAAAACUAGAUGUCCUGUCAUAAAAAGAUAAAUAUGGGAAAGUAGCUAUUUGCAGUAGAAAUCUUAGUGGAGAAGAUUCCACUGGAUAAAUUCAGACUUCCUAUAGAUGUCCAUUCAGCUUAAGUUGUACAUUUUUAUUUCAGCAUGCCUACUUUUCCCUUUUACAAAAGAGACUCCCAGUUGUGUUGUCUGACGGCAGAGAAGUGGGACAGUGAAGAGAAAACAUUCUUUUGAUACCUUGUCAGUUGACACUGAUAUAGUGUUUUGGUUUGGUACUGAUUAUUAUGGUAUUUAUUAAUGAACAUUGCAUCAACUGAUUACAUCUUGCUUUGCCACAUUGACAUUCAACUACGUUGUGGAACCUGGUACAUGUGUCUGACCAGAUAGAGGUGGUAGGGCUACUUGCCUUGAUACAUGCCAAUGAUCCACUUUGGGAUUUUAUGACAAUAGAGGUCCCUGAGGCUGUGCAUUAGGAGCACCUAUCAGCCACCUUUCAGUCCACAGUUGUGCAAGAGUCCGCAUUUCCCCACUAUGGUCGCAUUAGCUACUUAAUAACCCAAAAAAACUGGAGUGUAAGGAAGUCAUCCUUGGUCCCAAGAGACUGCUUAACA
Hypanus sabinus (Atlantic stingray) is the source of this 4014-nucleotide messenger RNA. It is a transcript of the gene eri2, whose product is annotated as ERI1 exoribonuclease family member 2. Gene Ontology annotation, biological process: exonucleolytic trimming to generate mature 3'-end of 5.8S rRNA from tricistronic rRNA transcript (SSU-rRNA, 5.8S rRNA, LSU-rRNA). NCBI's taxonomy places the organism in Eukaryota, Metazoa, Chordata, Chondrichthyes, Myliobatiformes, Dasyatidae. The transcript is spliced from 9 exons. The record is from RefSeq and is a predicted model, not a curated record. The coding region runs from base 148 to 2247 and encodes 699 amino acids. Gene Ontology annotation, molecular function: zinc ion binding; nucleic acid binding; 3'-5'-RNA exonuclease activity.